Molecule: messenger RNA, 1516 nt
Organism: Temnothorax curvispinosus
Lineage: Eukaryota; Metazoa; Arthropoda; Insecta; Hymenoptera; Formicidae
Product: mevalonate kinase-like
Exons: 2
Coding region: 30-1349 (439 amino acids)
Biological process (GO): cholesterol biosynthetic process; isoprenoid biosynthetic process
Cellular component (GO): cytoplasm
Molecular function (GO): mevalonate kinase activity; ATP binding
Source: RefSeq, a predicted model, not a curated record
UACUGGAAAGUUUUUUUUUCGCGCGAAGCAUGUACAAGUUUACCAUAUCCGCACCGGGCAGGGUGUUCUUAAGCGGAGAUCCUAUGAGAUAUAACAAACUGUGCAUAGCAGCCAGCUUAGACCAACGUACCAAACUCAUAUUCUCUUUAACUCCAAAAGCUCAAAAUGAAGGUCACAUAGAAAUAAAUUUCACGAGUAUCCGGUUAUAUGCGCGGAUACCUUUAAGCGCAACGGAGAGCUUUUUUGAGCUGGGGUGUAACAAUCAACUCACUGAGGCUAACUUGCGUAACCUCGUAAGAAAUUUUGUUGACCAAUUAUCACGGGAGGUAUUCGGACGUAGUGAUAAUUACGACUGCAACGAUCGCGCGCACCUGUUAAGCUUACAAGCGUUCUUUUUACUUCUCAUUCUUGUCUCCCGUGGUGAUCAAAUAUGGGUUUAUACACAAUCAUCCUGGAGCGUGAAAAUAUCGACGAAAUUGCCGAUUGGAGGGGGCCUGGGUGGCUCCGCAUCAUUCGCGACAUGCCUCGCGGCGUGCUUUUAUCGUUGGUUGUUUCGGAAAGAUGUUUUUAACCAACGCGAUUUGUCAAGAAUUCGUUAUUACGUUCAAAAGUGUGAACGCAUUAUAUUCAAGUCCCCGACUAGACUGAUCGACUCCGUCAUAUCCGUGUACGGUUCGAUAUAUGUAUUCGAGAACGCAUGGCCGACGAAUGAACGUUUGCGGUAUUAUAAUAUUGAAAGAAUUGGUAAAGGAAUUCCGGGCAUGAAGAUCGCGCUGGUUUACUCGAAUGUCCAUAAACUUAUAUCCGAGCAAAACAAACAAAUGGAGAGUAUGAAGCAAUCGUUUCCGUUCAUCAAGUCCAUCCAGAGUAACAUCGACAAUGUAGUGAACAAGAUUAAAGUUACGUUAGACGACACGGAGCUAAUGAUAGGUCAGAGAGAUCUGUUAAAAGUUCAAAAACUAGAUUACCUGAAGGACGGCUACGUACAAUUAGCGGUAAACUUUAUUCUGCAAACUUCGAUAUUAUCUAUAUAUUCUGAAAACUUUAUUCAUCUCUUAACGUAUACUUUGCAGAAACUUAUCCGCAUGAACCAAGAAUUGCUACGUGCAUUAGGCAUGUCGCAUCCAAACCUAGACGUUAUUUGUAAUGUUAUUACGCCGCUUUUGUCAAUUUCAUUUGCGGGGAAGCUUGCAAAUAAUGGUGGAGGUGGAUACGCGUUCAUUUUACUGUCCCCGGACAGCCCAGACGCACACAUCGAUCCCAUCGUAAACGCAUAUAAGUUGCAUAAUUUCACCGCCGAGAUAACCAAAUUAAAUUGCAAAGGAGUGAGAAAUGAACCAACUCUCUAGCAAAUCAACAAUAUGAGCAAGUGAAUAUCAACAUUAUAAAGAUAACUUUAUUGCAACAAAAAUGCGAGUCAUGGAAAAAAAUAGGCUUUUGUAUAAUAUUUUCUGUAUAAUUAAUAUAUUGCAUACGUUAAUAGAUUUUAGCUAUAAAAAUACGCAUUUGUGUUAAG